CCCUUAUUUAUCUGUUGGCAUAGUGAUAAUCCGAGUGCUGUCAAUAGAAGGAGACUUCUCCUUCCUUAACCUCCUUAUCUAUCAAUCUUCUUCCUCGUUCCUCUUUUGGAUUGGAUUGAAGAGGAGGGAAGAUCAUUGAUCAGUACCAAUAAUGGGAAAUUGCCAAGCGGUGGAUGCGGCUGUGCUAGUGAUCCAGCACCCGAGCGGGCGGAUUGAGAGGCUGUACUGGUCCGUGGCAGCUAGCGAGGUCAUGAGGACGAACCCGGGCCACUAUGUCUCUCUUAUCAUCCCCUUGCCACCGUCGUCAGACCAGGAUAAUGCGGAAAAGGGUGAACAGGAUAAGAAGCCCGUGAGGUUCACCCGCGUGAAGCUCCUCCGUCCGAACGAGACUCUCAACCUGGGCCAUGCCUAUCGCCUCGUCACCUCCCAAGAGGUGAUGAAGGUCUUGAAGGCCAAGAAGUAUGCAAAGAUGAAGGAGAAGAGACCGGAAUCGGGUGAGAAACAGACCGUGGAGCGUAACCGUACCAUUGAUAAUGAGGGAGAUCGUCAGAAAGCAGAGAACUCUAACACCGGGAAGGAGAAGAAGACCAACCUCGAGAAAACAUCUCAGGAUUUGAACCACGGAAGGCAGAGACCGAGGAUGGCACCAUGGCGCCCAACUUUGCAGAGUAUUGCUGAGGGCGGGCGCUGACAAGGGAUUCCUUCUUAUUCACUAGGCAGAAGGCGAAACGGAGAGUUCCGAAACCAUUGAAGAACUUGGAAGAAGUGGACCCCGGGAUCAUUAAAGGAGCGAAACCGCCAAUUCCAAGAGGGUGUUGCGAGCUGAGAGAGCUCCUGAUACUCAGCGCCAUGUUCUCAGGGUAAUAAGACCCUCUGUAAAGCAACUGAUACUCAUAUGAUUCAAUUGCUUCACGAGUUAUACGGAAUGGAAAAGUCGUUUGCUCCCUUUGGGGGAUCUCUGUACAAAAUAAA
Punica granatum (pomegranate) is the source of this 972-nucleotide messenger RNA. Lineage: Eukaryota; Viridiplantae; Streptophyta; Magnoliopsida; Myrtales; Lythraceae. The record is from RefSeq and is a predicted model, not a curated record.